This is a messenger RNA of Sphenostylis stenocarpa, 5481 nucleotides long. NCBI's taxonomy places the organism in Eukaryota, Viridiplantae, Streptophyta, Magnoliopsida, Fabales, Fabaceae. The record is from the annotation of a GenBank genome assembly.
AUGACAGAGGUAUUGGAGAAAUUAAAAGAUGAGGACUUCAAAAGAGUAGGCAUUUGUGGAAUGGGUGGAGUGGGAAAGACAACAUUUGUGAAAGAAGUAAUCAAAAUUGUAGAUGUAUGGAAGUUAUUUGAUGAAGUUGUAAUGGCAGUGGUUUCCCAAAAUCUUGAUUAUAUGAAAAUUCAAGGACAAAUUGCUGAUGUUUUAAGCUUGAAAUUUGAUAAGGAGACACUCCAAGGAAGAGCUUAUCAACUGCAUGAAAGAUUAAAAGGUAUCAACAAUGUCCUAAUAAUUUUUGAUGAUGUUUGGAUAGACUUUGAUUUUGAGUCUAUUGGGAUUCCUUCUCAUGUGCAUCACAAGAAUUGUAAAAUUUUAUUGACAUCAAGAAUUGAAGAUGUUUGUUAUAAGAUGGGAUGUCAAAAGAAUUUCGUAAUUUCUAUCUUGUCUCCGGAUGAAAGUUGGGAUCUUUUUAAAGAUAUGGUAGGUGGAAAUGUUUCAACCAAGCUUGAUAUUCAUCACAUUGCAAAAGAGGUUGCAAAUGAAUGUGGGGGUUUGCCAAUUGCCAUUGUAACAAUGGCAAAAGCAUUAGCAAAUAAAGAAAAAUAUGAAUGGGAGGAUGCAUUGGAUCAAUUAAAAAAAUCUUUUAUGACUUCCCUUUCAGAAAUGCAAGCAUGUGUAUAUUCAAACAUUAAUGAAUUGUGGAAAGUUAGAAAUCGAGUACAUACCAUUGUUGAUAGACUUAAAAGACGUUUCAUGUUGUUAGAUAGUAAUGUGGAUGAAUGUGUCAAAAUGCAUGAUGUUGUUCGAGAUGUUAUCAUAUCAAUUGCAUCUUCGAAAGAAUGUGGUUUUAUGGUACAAUGUGAUGGAUCUCAAAUGCAACAAUUUAAAGAAGAAAUGUGGUGUAAUGACACUACGAUUUCACUUAUCUUUGAAGAAAUGAAGGAACACAUUAAAGUGUUAAAUUGUCAAAAGCUUAAGCUUUUACAAGUAACAUCAAAGCAAAGGGAUUUAGUUCCAGAAAAUUUCUUCCAAUGUGUGAAUAAUCUCAAGGUGCUAAGUCUACAAAACAUGGACAUUCAGUCAUUGUCUUCUGUAUUUCAAACUUUAGACAAUAUUCAUACUCUACUAUUAGAAGAUUGUCAUGUUGGAGACAUAUCUAUUAUUGGUAAGAAACUCAAAAGACUUGAGAUUCUAAGUUUUUCUAACUCAAAUAUCAAACAAUUGCCAGAAGAAAUUGGGCAACUAAGCUUACUGAGAUUAUUAGAUUUAACUGAAUGUAAUUAUCUCAUUCGAAUAUCUGCUAAUGUCUUAGCAAGGUUAUCUAGAUUAGAAGAACUCUAUCUCAGAGUAAGAAAUCUUCCUUCAGAUGAAACUGGUCAUAUUUUGUCUGAGUUGCAAUCUUUAUCUCAUCAUCUAAAAGUUGUAGAGAUUGCAAUUUUGAUAAAUGAAGAUGCACCCAAAGAUUUGGUUUUUAAAAAUAUAAUAAGAUUUUGGGUCUACGUGGGAGAUUCAUCUACUCUUUUUGAUGGCAUUGUUCGAAAAGGAUAUUUUCACCCAAAUAUUUUGAAAGUAAAUAAUGCAUAUUACCGCUAUAUCAAGAGGAGUGUGACAAUUCAAUAUUUACUUCAAAAAGUUGAAAUUCUCAACUUAGUUGAUAUCAAGAACAUGAAAAAUGUCAUAUUGGAAUUAAGUGAAAGGGGUUUUCCACUUUUGAAACAUCUAAGCAUUGAGUUUUGCAGCAACCUUGAAUAUGUUGUAGAUACAUUGGAUGGUUGUAUCUUUCCUCAACUUUUAUCAUUUUCUUUACGAAAUUUGGAUAAUUUAAAAGAGAUACUGAAUGUAGCUGGUCACAUGAGUCAAAAUGACUUUGCCAAGGUUCACUCCACCAUUAUAUCUCAGUGCUUUGGAACCCUUACAAAUCUAAAAAUAGAAUAUUGUAACAAGUUGAAGAAUGUCUUCACAUUGUUUCCAAGGAAAAUUGAUUUGACUACACUUCAAUGUUUGCAUGUGGCUGAAAGUUAUGCAAUUGAAUGCAUCAUCUCAAGCAAUAGUAAGUAUGAUGAAAAAUUAAUGAUUGAGUUUUCAAAUUUAGUGGAGUUGAAGUUACUGGAACUUCCCAGCCUGAUCGGAUUUUUUAAAGCCAAUGUUAUACAUGAGCAUAGCUCCUCAAUGAUCCAAAUUCAUGAAUCCAGUGAUCAAAUAAUUGAGAAUGCAGUAAUUGAAGAUGGCCAAAUGUCUAGUUCAAAAUCAAGUGUUCAUCAUCAACCUAUGCCCACUGGCACUCUUUUCAAAUCAAACUGGAUGCAAUUGUUUCCAAAAUUGGAAAAACUCUUCUUACAUGCAUGUUCUUCAUUAGAUAUGGUGUUUGAUAUGCAAAAAUCACAAUUUCAUGGUGAGUCACUGGCUUUCUUAUUUGCUCAGUUGAAAGAAAUAGAGAUAUCUUGGCUUAGUAAGUUAAGACACAUUUGGGGUAAUGCUCCAAGCUACAUUCAAGGCUUUCAGAAUUUGAAAUCAAUCAAAGUUAAGAAAUGUGAUUCUUUGGGGUUUCUUCUCACUCCCAACAUUGCAAGGGCACUUACUCAACUUCAGAAAAUGGUGAUACAUAGCUGCCACUCCAUGGAGAAAAUUGUUGGAAAAGAAGCAAACCUAAAUGGUGAAGAUGAUGAAGAAAAGAAUGUGGAAACCCUUGUCUUUGGUCAAUUGGAAUCUUUAACACUUAUUGAUCUCCCAAACCUUAUGAGUAUUUGUCCAGAUUCCUAUGAAAUAAUGUGGCCAUCUUUGAGAUUUUUAUGCAUUGAUGGAUGUCCUCAGCUUAAGACAUCUGCCACUGUGGCAAGGCAAGAGAAUUUCAAUGCCUCAUCAAGUGCUUCAAGAACAUGUGAUAAUGCAAAUAGUACUUCUAAAGAGGAUUCACCAAGGUUUCUUCAGUGUUGCCUUGGAUGCACCCCACAUGUAUUUUCCAACUUGAAGUCCAAGGCUUCAUUAACAGAGAAAGAUGUUCCUUCUGUCAGCAACAUACAUUCCAAAGCAGAAACAACAUCCCCCAUUCCAAUUUUGGAGAAAAUGCAAGUAAAAGGAUGGGAUUCACUAGAAGUCUUAUUCCUUCUUAAACAAAACCAACUUUCUGAUGAUACUAAUGCCAAUUGUCUGGUGAAGCUGGUACUUGCAGAAGCACCUACAAGUCCCGUAGAAAUAACUGCAUUCAACAACCUCACUAUUGAAUAUGCCACCUCUUCCCAAGAGGCAUGUGCCUUAGAGUGGCCAUCUUUGAAGAGAAUUAGCAUAUCUCACUGUGGUGUGCUAGAAGUUGUUAUUGGUAAAGUCGGGGAGAAAAUAGAUACCAUGAUUGCUUCAUUUGCUCAACUACAGUCUCUUUCAUUGAGCCAUUUACCAAAUGUUGUAAGCUUUUGUCUCACAUCUUGUGCAUCAGAACCACCAUCCAUUGAGAACAUGCAUGGGAGUGGCUAUGAAAACCAUGAGGGAACAAGUACUGAAGAAAUCAGAAUUAUGAGACUUGAUGCACUUAUAAAUGGCUUCAUUUUUCCCAAUCUGACAUAUAUAGCAAUAACUAGCUGCAACAAAGUUAGUUGUUUGUUCUCUCCUUCAACAUCAACUAGCUUAGUGCGUUUGGUUGAGUUAGAUAUAUGUGGGUGUAGGGAGAUAGAGGAAAUAGUGUCUACAGAAGAAACACAAGGAAAUAUGAUUAACAUUGUGUUCCACAGCUUGCAGCGUCUAAAACUUGAAAACCUACCAAAACUGAAGGCCUUCUGCCAGGGUUCCUAUGGCUUUCAUUUUCCAUCAUUGCAUGAAGUAUUGGUGAAAAGUUGCCACAUGAUGGAGACAUUCUCUUAUGAGUCUCCAUACAGUCCAAAGUUGGAAGGAGUCAUAAUGGAAAUUGGAAGCAUAAUGAAGAACAUGUGGAUGGGAGGUCUAAAUGCUACUGUAGCACUUUGCAAAGGACUUUUGGCUUUUCAAACAUCGGAGACACUUGAAUGGAUCAAGCAGGACCAAUGCAUACAGAGAUACUUCACAGAAGAACAACAGUUGACAGUUGAAGGUUUUCAAAGGCUUCUAAAACUAGUUCCCUCCAAUGUGAUACACAUAUUUCAAAAUCUAAAGGAACUCACUAUAAAAAAUUGUGGUUCACUAGUUGAGGUCUUUGAAUCACAUGGUGUGGAUGCAAAGGAAAUGCAUUCCAUGAUACACUACAAGCUAGAAGCAUUGAAUUUGUAUUUUCUACCAAAAUUGACCCACCUAUGGAAAAACUAUGGUGGAGUUCUGGGAUUCCAGAAGCUAAGAAUACUAAAAGUGCAACACUGUGGCAACUUGAGUAGUUUGUUCUCUCCAUCAAUAGCCAGAAGUCUAGUGCAACUUAGGCACCUACGAGUUCAUAGUUGCCACAUGAUGGAGGAAAUAACUACUAAGGAAGAUGAGGAAACAGAAGGAUCAAAUAAUGCUAUGAUUGUAUUUCCACUUUUGAGCAAGCUGGAGCUUCGUUAUGUCCCCAACCUCAAAUGUUUCUGCUCAGGAACUUUCAAUAUUGAUCUUCCAUCUUGUGAAGAAAUGAUAAUUGAAAAAUGUCCCAAGAUGACUACCUUUUGCUAUGGAUAUGUAACCACAGCAAAGCUUCUCCAUAUAUAUAAAGGUUCCUAUGAGUAUGUUGACAUAAUGAAAGACCUUAAUAUGACCAUCUAUCAUGCUAAUCGGAGUUUUAAGGUACAGACAUUCUCCAUAUCAUAUACAUUGCAGGUUGCGCUACAAACAUCAGAGGCAAUCACAUGCAUUGAGCAUAGCCAACACCUGCUGCUGCCUUACUUAAGAAGUGAUACAGAAUUGGUUGUUGAAGGUAGUGAAAAACUAUUGCAUUGUAUUCCAUCCAACAUGCUGCAUAGGUUCCAGCAUCUAAAACAAGUCAAGGUACAUGAUUGUGGUUCACUAGUUGAGAUAUUUGAAUCAGAGGGAGUGGAUGAAAAUGGAGAUGAAGGGUGUACCAAAACACCGUACAAUUUUGAUCUGCAGGAACUGCAUCUGUAUGAUCUUCCUAAACUGAUGCAUAUAUGGAAAAAUCAUGGUGGAAUCCUGCGCUUUAUGAACCUUAAAAGGCUAAAGAUUCGGCACUGUCAUAGUUUGAAAAAUGUGCUUUCUCUUUCCAUGGCCAGAACCCUCUCACAACUCCAAGAGCUUUCAGUACAUGAAUGUGAGAUGAUAGAAGAGAUCAUCACUAGAGAGGAGGAAAAACUAUCUGAAGAGCCAAACAAAGUCAAGAUUACAUUCCCAGCAUUGCAAUGGCUAACACUUUAUCGCCUUCCAAGUCUUAGAUGCUUCUGUUCAAGCACUUACCAUUUUGAGCUGCCAUCCUGCCAUGACAUAACCAUUACAGAAUGUCCUAAGAUGGAGGCUUGCCAUGGAAACAAAGGCACCUCAGAACUUCCUUUUGUCUCAACUAAGACAAAUGAUUUCAGAGCUGAAGAGAGUUCUUUUUAA